Messenger RNA from Zootoca vivipara (common lizard), 802 nucleotides. RefSeq names its product protein S100-A2. Gene Ontology annotation, molecular function: transition metal ion binding; calcium ion binding; calcium-dependent protein binding. The record is from RefSeq and is a predicted model, not a curated record. Lineage: Eukaryota; Metazoa; Chordata; Lepidosauria; Squamata; Lacertidae.
GAUGGGGAAAUUAAACAUGUCCUUGUUGAAAUCUAGGCUUCUAUCUAUAACAUUCCUAACAUAUGCUAGGCUUUUGGAGUCACUCUGACAGCAGAAGAGUUCGGUUCCCCCCCCCCCAAAAGGGAUAUUUUCCCUCUCUCUGCUUCAGGCUGUGCUGGCGAAAGGAACGAGAGGAGCCUCGAACUCAGGGCUUGCUAGGAGCGAAGAGGUGGCUCAGAGUCAAGGGUUCCCGCUGCAGAACUGAGCUCGAGACACCAGCAUUUCUGGAAGCGGAGGCUAUGCAGAGCAGUUGUUUGCUGGGCUCCAGAAAAGAAACAUUCGGCUGAGUUUACGGCGUACCGUACUUCCCUCUCACAGCGGCUGGGUUUCUCCCUCUACUUAGCUGGACAUCAAGAUGCAAGCUCCCCUUGAGGAGGCCCUGGGGGUUCUGGUGAAGACCUUCCACAAAUACUCUGGCAAGGAAGGUGACCGGCUUAAGCUCAACAAGGCUGAGAUGAGGGAGCUGCUUCUCCACGAGCUGCCCACCUUUGUCAGGGGCAAGAUAGAUGAACCUGGGUUCAAGUACUUGAUGAAGAAACUAGAUGACAACGGAGAUGAGGAACUGGACUUCCAGGAGUAUGCUGUCUUCUUGGCUCUCACCGCUUCCCUGUGCAACGAGUUCUUCCAGGAGUGCUCAGAUGAGAGCAACCGGAAGAGAUGAGGUCAGCGUUUCCAAGGGGACCUCUUUCACCGUUACACCAACCCGGCCAGAAACCUGCCAGGAGGGGCUGACAAUACAGUAAUAAAGAUUAUUCAAAUCGUC